Messenger RNA from Amaranthus tricolor (Joseph's coat), 1722 nucleotides. RefSeq lists its product as uncharacterized. Bases 1 to 1722 code for a protein of 573 amino acids. NCBI's taxonomy places the organism in Eukaryota, Viridiplantae, Streptophyta, Magnoliopsida, Caryophyllales, Amaranthaceae. The transcript is spliced from 4 exons. The record is from RefSeq and is a predicted model, not a curated record.
AUGGCGGCCUUCGAUGGGACAUCCUGCCCAGAGGAACACCUGAUGGCCUACAAGAACCUGAUGCUGCUGUAUACCACUGACCUGUUAUUAUGGUGCAAGUUCUUCCCAACUACUCUUACGGGAGUAGCUCUGACGUGGUAUACCUCCCUUCCAGGAGGAACUAUCCAGAACUUUGCCCAAUUGGAGGGUAAGUUCCUGGGUCAUUUUGUAGCAUCAAGAAGACAAGAAAAAUCAAACUUCCAUCUGCUCAGCAUCACACAAUUGGAAGGAGAGUCCAUAUCAUCAUAUUUAAAAAAGUUUCAUGAGGCGGUACUAGAAGUAACUGACUUGGAAAAAUCGGUUGCAUUAAACGCCCUGAUCAACGGAAUGAAAGCUCAGAGGCUGAAGUUCCAGUUGGCACAUGAUCCCAAGAAACGGAGGUCGGAUAAGAAGGAUCUCACGGCCAAUCAUUCCUCUAGGAGCAGAGAGGAACAACCAUCAAGGAGGGAAAGAAAUUUCUUGCGGCGCCGUCAAGAACCUUCGUCAGAUAUGGGACCUCCACGAUCCAAACACCACAAAGAGCACGACCACACUUUGGCCCAAUGCCGCAAACUCAAACGUAUCCUACAUCAAUUGGCCGAUGAGGGAAAAUUGUCUGGGUUCAUCAACCGGAAGGAUUACGAUGCUGGAGGAGAAGAAGAAAGGAGGCCAUGGAAUCAAAGACGCAGAUCCCCCAAAAGGGAUGAGGCCAGGCGCGAAAGUUCCAACACUCAAGGAACUAUCAACAUGAUUUUCGGAGGAUACACUGAAGAAUAUCCUACCAUCCGCGCUGCAAGAAAUAGUGUCCACACUCUGCUAAAAGGGCCCCCGAAAGCCUCAUCAAGUGGACCGAUCAUGAGGUUCAAUGCCACGACCUCCCAAACGCUGCAACAACCCCAUACCGACCCACUGGUGGUCACCCUCAAAAUUGGGCAAAUGAAAGUCAAGAGGGUACUCGUAGAUACCGGGAGCACGACUGAUCUCAUAACAAUGGAGUGCUUGAGAAAAAUGAAGUUCGAAGAAAAGCACUUACAACCCCUCGAAAAAUCGCUGAUUGGGUUUGGGGGAAGUCAAGUCAUUCCACUAGGCACGAUCAUUCUCCCCGUGCGGGUGUGGGAAAGAAAUGAAAGCGGAACCAUGCCCAUACGAUUCACGGUGGUGGAUCUCACCUUUCCCUACAACGCUAUCAUGAGGCUUCCGCUCAUCAACAAAAUCAAAGCCGCGAUCUUCCCUCAUCAACUCUUGCUACAAUUCGAGCGGGAUGAUGGACAAGUAGGUAUACUCAUAGGGGAUCAGGUGACGGCACGCCAAUGCCUCAUCAACACCUUACAACGAGGAGCUUCCAUCACCCCCUCCAAAAGGGAAAGGGAAGAAGAGUCCCCUACUGUCAUGAGCGUGUAUCUGGAGAAUCCCAACCCGCACGAAAGGCCUCGCCCUGUAGAACAAUAUGAGGAGGUAGACAUAUUCGAAGGAAAACGCCUCAAAAUAGGGAAAGACCUCCCUGGCCCGGUUAGAUAUAAAACCAAGCUACAAACCUGUGACGCAAAAACUGCAACAGCAAGGAAGGGAGCGGAUAGAGGCCGCCUAAGAAGAAGUGGAGAAAUUGCUGAGAGCUGGAUUCAUCUAAGAAUGCAAAUACUCCGAUUGGCUCUCAAAUGUCGUCCUCGUGAAAAAAUCAAACGGCAAGUGGAGGAUGUACGUUGA